UGACAAAGUGCGUGCUGUAAAAUAAAUCAAAAAUAAAUUGUUGUUGUUAACACUUGUGAAACAAAAUGCAAAACUCGGCAAUGCAUCAGUUGUUGAAAGUAACAUUGGCUCUGCUGGUGGCCACAACUUGGCGAGUGAUUGUGCCAAAUCUAUUGAGCUAUGAUGAGCAGUAUUUCUUUGAGCAGCUGCAAUGGAUGGUGGUGAAAGUGUAUGCGGCUCUAGUGGGCUUGCUGCUGCUCGAGGUGCAAUUGAUGUACAUGGGCGCAAGUUUGCUGCAGUCGAAGGUGAAUUUGAUGAGCUGGCUGAGCUUGCCAGUGCUGGGGCUGACUAUGCUUGGCAGCUAUGAGUUUUGCAACAAGUACUUGGCGCCGUUGAUUGAUCUAGAGGCAGCUCAAAGGCAGCUGGAGGCGCCGUUCUUUGAUUACAUCGAGCAUGGCAAUGAGGCGUGGCUAAAGCUGCAGCAGCAGUUGGGCUGCUGUGGUCUCUCCGAUCCGCGCACUUAUUUGCUUUAUCUACGGCAAGUGCCAGCGGUUUGCUUUGAUAGUCAGGGCCAGUUAAUUACUCGUGGCUGUGAGGACGUCUAUACCGAUCACUUUUUGCCCUUGCAACAUGUUGCCUACUUCUUGGGCUUUGUGGCACUCGCAUUGCAGGCCUUGAUGUUUUUGUUCUUGCUGCAGCGCUGUCUGCGCAAAUAGCCGCCAACAUUUAUUAAAUUUAAUUUAUUUUUAAACUUAAACACAUUUUGGCCUCGUUGUCAGUUUUAUCUGCGGCUGACAAAGCUCAAAG
This is a messenger RNA of Drosophila busckii, 786 nucleotides long. RefSeq names its product tetraspanin-2A. The record is from RefSeq and is a predicted model, not a curated record. Gene Ontology annotation, cellular component: membrane. Lineage: Eukaryota; Metazoa; Arthropoda; Insecta; Diptera; Drosophilidae. The coding region runs from base 66 to 695 and encodes 209 amino acids. The transcript has 4 exons.